Messenger RNA from Trematosphaeria pertusa, 892 nucleotides. RefSeq lists its product as uncharacterized. The record is from RefSeq and is a predicted model, not a curated record. The coding region runs from base 255 to 734 and encodes 159 amino acids. Lineage: Eukaryota; Fungi; Ascomycota; Dothideomycetes; Pleosporales; Trematosphaeriaceae. The transcript has 2 exons.
CAGGUAUCAUAAUUUCGGGCUAUCGGCGACGACUUUACUAUCCUUGACACUUCACGAAGCAUAUCAUAGCGUCCAUUCCUUUUACCUUUGCAUAGCCGCGGCGUUUUUUGGGUUUUGGCCUUUUUAGGUCCCGAUGCACUGUACACGGGUUGGAAGUGUGCAUAGACUGGAGAGUUGAGUGUGUUUGAUAGCGUUGGGAAUUAUCCAUAAUCAUCCAACUUUUUACGCUCCUUAGUCUUCUUUCUCGCAGUGCAAUGGCCGUUUGUGAAGUUUUACUCCCGGCUUCUUCGCCUCGGAGAGCCCCGGAUGGGAAGGUAUUCGGGAGAAGGGAAACGUUGCGGUGGGGAGUAGCAUCUCCGCUGACGAACCAGAGUCAUCAAUACACACGCACGCACACCCAAUACUCCCCCUUCUAUUUCCAUAUUCAGCCCUCGCCACCCUUUCGGCAUCUCGUGAUCGUGAUCGUGAACACCGCUCGUGUCAGCACCGACCUCACAGCCACACCAUAUGCGCAAUCACAAGCGCCAUCGAAAUUUCAAGCCCACGCGCAACGCUUUGAGCAUCGUUUUCACAACGGGAAUCUUGAGUACCCCGGCCGCUUCCGCUUCACAGCCACGCUGCGCGAGCGCGCUCCUGCCGAUCACUCCUUCCCUCGGUAUGCGAAGUGGGAAGCUUGUUGCGACGGCGAGGGUUGCUUUGCUUGCUGCGAGUUGGAGGCGGGGUGUCUGAAUUAAUACUACCCUCGUAGGCAGGAGUUGCUCAGCCGGAUGAGCUGGCGAGUUGGGAUGCAGAGUUUCCGCGCAUAAGAGCUUAUGAGAAUAUGUAGUAGUGGAGCAUAGAUUUGUUGCUCGCAUCGCCGGAUAGUGAUGGAGCGGAUUAUUAGGAAGUAAUG